This is a messenger RNA of Caenorhabditis angaria, 2650 nucleotides long. Lineage: Eukaryota; Metazoa; Nematoda; Chromadorea; Rhabditida; Rhabditidae. The record is from the annotation of a GenBank genome assembly.
AUGUCCGGCAUCUUCGAAAGUUUCAAUCUCUACUCGCACGCCGAAAAAUUCUAUCUCGAGCCAACAGAACUUGGAGGCGGUGCAAGUUCUACCACCUAUUUAGAAAUCGAUAGACACACAAGUUCUAUGAGAGUAAAUGACUCCAGAGCUCAAAGAAUUCCCAUAAUCGACUCGGACAUCAAAUUCAUUUAUGGUGUAUUAGGAACAAUUAAGCUAGUAGCAGGAAAUGCUUUGAUUGUAAUAACAAAAGCAAAAAUUGUUGGACAAAUUGGAAAUCAUAAUAUUUGGACGAUUCUAGACACCGAGAUUAUACCAUUCAAGAAAACAACUUUGCAUUUAACUGAAAGACAAGCGAGAUAUAAUCGGAGAUUUAUUGAGAUGCUUGGAAGUGUCCUAAACUUUGGCGGAUUUUUUUACUCAACAACUUUUGAUAUUAGUAGAACUCAACAAUUUCUUCAACAAAACCAAGGUUCAGCAGCUUUUCAAACUUCUUCAAUGAUGGAUAGAGCUAGCGAUAGAUUUAUUUGGAAUGGUUAUUUGCUAACUCAGAUUAGAUCUGUUUCCGGAGCUGAGAAGUUUACUCUUCCAAUUAUUCAUGGUUUCUUUGGACAGACAAAAUUGCAAAUUAAUGGGAGCUCGAUAAAGCUCACAAUUAUUUCAAGAAGAAGUAUUUAUCGCGCAGGAGUUCGAUUUUAUAAAAGAGGAGUUGAUAACGAUGGUCAUGCUGCGAACUUUGUAGAAACUGAGCAGAUCCUUGAAUUUGAUGCGGAAGAAAAACAUACGACUUCAUUUGUUCAACUUCGUGGAAGUAUUCCUUUACUCUGGUCUCAAAAACCAAAUCUUCGUUGGCAACCGACGCCGCAAAUGCGCCCCACUGAUGAUCAAUUGGCAGCUUUUAAUCGAAGUUUUGCGUGGCAUCAGAAACAUUAUGGGGGAAAACAUGUGAUUGUGAAUUUGGUGAAUCAGAAGGGAAGAGAAAAGAAGAUUGGUGGAGAGUUGGAGAGAAUUGCACAGCAGGCGAAUAUUGAUUUUGUGAGGUUUGGAUUUAUUGAUUUUGGACUGGAAAAUUGGAAAAUUUGGCCUAGGUUAAAUUAGAGUUUUUUGGUUUAAAAGAUUUUGAAAGUUAAAGGCGUCCAAGAAUUUCAAAUAAGAAAAUUUCUCGCUGAAAAUCCAUGGCCUAGAAAUUCCCCAAAAAUAUAUUUUCUUAUCCAGAUAUCAUCAAUUCGAUUUCCACAAAGAAUGUCACGCAAUGCAAUGGAAUCGUCUCUCGAUUCUCAAAGAUCAACUCGCCGACGAAAUCCAAGCUUUCGGAUUUUUCUACUCGUGUCCAUCGCAAGUUCAACCAACGCGAUAUCAACAAGGAUUUUUCCGCACCAAUUGUAUGGAUUGUCUAGAUAGGUAUGUACAUAGAUCAUGUUUUAAUGGGACACUCUUAUUGUUAGAGGAACUUUUGAAUAUCAGCCCAUUUUUCAAUGUCCUGGCUGUCCACAACAUUUUCCAUAUUGCAGAACAAAUGUAGUUCAAUCAAUGUUGGCUCGAGAAUCUCUAACCGAUCAAUUGCGAAUGUUCGGAAUUCUUGGACAACAUCAAAGUGUUGAAAAUGUUGAUCAGUUGGAAAUUGUUUUCAAACAUUGUGAGUUUUUUCUGAAAUUUAAUUGAAAAAACGUUUUUAAACGACACUACACCUUUACCCACCUGGAUUCUUUAUUUUCGAACUAAACUGUUGGUGUGAACGUGGAGUCUUGUUGUUCUUGGGUCAAAAUAUUAACGACUCUAAUUUUUGAAAGGUAUUAAUAAUAUGAAAUCUUCAUAACUCCGGAGAAAUUAUAAUUUCUUUUGUUUUCAAAUAAAAAUUCCUGGAAAAUUUUCAAAAAAGCAUCAAACACCAGCAGAAUUUUUAUCUGUUUUUAGAAAAUUCCCAAGUUUUUCUUCCUAAUUUUUAUCAGAAAUUUUAACCAAAAAAAAAAAGAACCCAGAAAUCAUCCUAAAUUUAAUUUCAGUAUGGGCUGACAAUGGUGACGAAUGUUCUCGCCAAUAUGCUGGCACCGGUGCCCUCAAAUCCGAUUUCACUCGCCUCGGAAAACGGACAUAUUUGGGAGCGAUGAACGACGGUGUAAACGCGGUGUCUCGUUAUAUGCGAAACAAUUUCGGCGACGGAUAUCGACAAGAUUCUAUUGAUCUUUUCCUGGGAAAUUUUGUGAUUAACACAUCGGAUUUGCCGCCAACACUUGAAACUUCGAUUUUUUCGACCGAUCAAAAUGGAUUAGCAUUGGUUGCUGCGCUUUUUGCAAUGUCGAUGACGAUUUUAUGUAUGCUUGUAGCUGGUUAGUCAAUUUAAGAAGGGGUUUGAAAAAAAUUUUGUGGGAGAUUCGAAUUUUUCAUGGAAAAUUAAGCAAAAAUCGUGUAAAUUUUGAAACUUUUUAUUAAAGUCGAAUCAUCUAUCUUAAAAAUUGGCUCACAAUCAGAAUUAUUUAGAAAAAAUGUUAAAGUCUGCAAUUUUCCCGUUCUCCAAAAGCCUAAAUAAUUCCAAAUAUUUGCAGACAACUUCACCGCCACAAUUUUCUGGCUCAUCAUCUUUUUCGUCUGCGUCUCGUUCAUUUUCCUGAAUGGCGAAGAGUUUGUGAAUACGCCAAAAUUGAAAAUCGACUGA